AUGGGCCACCAGGAGCCUCCGCUGGCCCGACAGAGGGCCGGACGUGCGGCUUAUAUAAAAAGGUUACGUAAAGGGCUCAGCUGGCGCGAACACGUGGAGAGCCGCGGGAGCCCGGACGCCCAGCUGUACCCCGAGAGCACUGCUGCCGUCACUCGUACAGUAGCAGGCGCCGUCGCACGCCCGACUCGGGCCGCGGCCUCCCGCGCGGCUCCGUACCCGAGGCAGCCCUGUCCAGGGGCGGACCAUCCCCAGCCGGGGGCCUUAGGAGGGAAACGCGCUGCCCGGAAGUGGAAGGGCGCCGGCCAGGUCACAAUCCAAGGUCCCGCUCUUCCGCGUCCCGGGGCCGGACGGAGGGAUGAGGCAGGGGGGUCCCGGGCAGCGCCGUUGCUGCUCCCCCCGCCGCCCGCAGCCAUGGAAACGGGGGAGGAGGACGGCGCUCGCAGAGGUACACAAAGCCCCGAGCGGAAAAGGCGAAGCCCAGUGCCGCGGGCGCUCAGCGCGAAGCUGAGGCCGGCGGCGGCGGCCCAGGCCAUGGAUCCGGUGGCGGCCGAGGCCCCGGGCGAGGCCUACCUGGCGCGGCGGCGGCCGGAGGGCGGCGGCGGGUCGGCGCGGCCGCGCUACAGCCUGUUGGCGGAGAUCGGGCGCGGCAGCUACGGCGUGGUGUACGAGGCAGUGGCCGGGCGCAGCGGGGCCCGGGUGGCGGUCAAGAAGAUCCGCUGCGACGCCCCCGAGAACGUGGAGCUGGCGCUGGCCGAAUUCUGGGCCCUGACCAGCCUCAAACGGCGCCACCAGAAUGUUGUUCAGUUUGAAGAGUGCGUCCUGCAGCGCAACGGGCUCGCCCAGCGCAUGAGCCACGGCAACAAGAGCUCCCAGCUUUACCUGCGCCUGGUGGAGACCUCGCUCAAAGGAGAAAGGAUCCUGGGUUAUGCUGAGGAACCCUGCUAUCUCUGGUUUGUCAUGGAGUUCUGUGAAGGUGGAGACCUGAAUCAGUAUGUCCUAUCCCGGAGGCCGGACCCAGCCACCAACAAGAGCUUCAUGCUGCAGCUCACAAGCGCCAUUGCCUUCCUGCACAAAAACCACAUCGUGCACAGGGACCUAAAGCCAGACAACAUCCUCAUCACAGAGCGGUCUGGCACCCCCAUCCUCAAGGUGGCAGACUUUGGACUAAGCAAGGUCUGUGCUGGUCUGGCCCCCCGAGGUAAAGAGGGCAAUCCAGACAACAAAAAUGUGAAUGUGAAUAAAUACUGGCUGUCCUCAGCCUGUGGCUCAGACUUCUACAUGGCCCCUGAAGUCUGGGAGGGACACUACACAGCCAAGGCUGACAUCUUUGCCCUGGGCAUUAUCAUCUGGGCAAUGAUAGAGAGAAUCACUUUCAUUGACUCUGAGACCAAGAAGGAGCUCCUGGGGACCUAUAUCAAACAGGGGACUGAGAUCGUCCCUGUUGGUGAGGCGCUGCUAGAAAACCCAAAGAUGGAGUUGCACAUCCCCCAGAAACGCAGGACUUCCAUGUCUGAGGGGAUCAAGCAGCUCUUGAAAGAUAUGUUAGCUGCUAACCCACAGGACCGGCCUGAUGCCUUUGAACUUGAAACCAGAAUGGACCAGGUCACAUGUGCUGCUUAAAAUUCAGGGCAAAGCAUCUUGGGUGUUUUUCAACUAGGUUGACCCUCGGGACCCACAAUCUCAUCGUGUCUCGCACAGAAUUCAGCAGAGGGCACAGGUGGUGGCUUGGCCGGUUGGUGAUCUCCUGACAGCCGGGUCUCCAGCAAUGUGAAACUUCCGUUUGGGUUUUCCCCCUUCUCUUACUUUUGCUUUAUUUUUUAUUUUUUUCCCUCCCCCUUCUUUUUUUUUUUUUUUUUAAUUUAAACGAUUAAGACUUCAGAAGAGCAGGAAGUUAUGCUGUGGACAGGCACCACUUUCUUUAAAGAAACUCAAUACGGACAAAGCAUAUGUAUAAAUUUCAUUUUUAAUUUUUAUAAGGGGUUAGGGAGCUAUUUUGUUUUUGUCCUUUAUUUUCCCUGUCUUCUUUCUUUUAUCCAUCUCUUAGUUCUGCUUAUAACUCCUCACUUCCCCAGAGAAGGCCUGCCCCUCCGUGGAGAAUUUAGGGACCUCUCCUGGAUCAGGGGGCUUGAGGACAGAAGGAGGCCUCUGUGCUGCCUCCCCACCAGGUGCGGGAACUGCUAGACUCCCUGGUGGGCGCUGGCCCUUGGGCCUUGGAGAUGAUCAGAGGCCAAGAACCACCUAGAAGGGGAAGACCCAAGCUUGGCCAGGAGAACUCAAGAAAGAAGAUCCCCGUUUGGAGUUUGUCUUCUGUAAGCGGUUGGAAACCCAGAGUCACACCAGGACUUACAGAGGGAAUCCAUUCCCUCUCCUGCCCUUCAUGACCAGGGGUUCUGAUGGGGGAGGGCCAGAAGGUGACCAUCUCUUACUCCCCGGUAAUUGAGCAGCCAGCCCACCCCAGCUUUACAAACCGACCUUUCUGUUAGUGAUCUUCCUCCCAGACGAUGAUUCCCCAGGAAAAAAUGUCGUGCCAAACCUCUGCCCAGGAUACAGCAGGGUCUUCAGCGGGCCUCUGUCACUCCUGUGAAGUCAGCACCUACCACCUCCUGCCUCCAGGAUCACCAUCUUCCCAGAUGUGCCCGCCGGAUGCCCAGGGUGUCCGAGCCAUCUGGGACCCAGCUGUGACCAUUGCCAUGAGAACAGGGUGUCCUAAUCAGGCUGUUACCCCUCACAGCGCGGCGUGUGCGCUGCGAGCCAGGCCCCGUGCUGUCGUAUGUGGUGGCAAUGCCAAGCGUCCUCUCCCUCCCUGCAGAGACUUACUGCUAGGGGCCCACCCUCAGUGUAAAUGUAUCUGAUGGGAAAGGAUGGACCUGGCUGAGCGGGUGGACCACAGCCAUCAGGUGCCUCUGGGCUUGGUGGCCGUGACUCCCGACCCCACCUCCAGUGUCUGUGUAGCCUUCCUUCAGCUCUUCGACGACACUCUUGCAGCCUCCCUCUUGUGCUUUGGAAGAGGCGUGUCCUCUCCCCUUGCCAGGAGGAGAGCUAUUCCUCUUGCCGCGUACCCGGAAGCCCCUUCAGCUGCUCCACAGGCUUCUCACCCCAGAACAGCAAGGCAAGGAAGGGAAAAGGAAUUCUUCUUUGGUGUUUAUCCUUGUUGUUGUUUUCUCUAAACCAGCAUAGAGUGGAUAGGGGGAGAUGUGGAGGGCAUUUAAGUUGGUAUGUGACCAAGGGGGUCUUCCCCCCCAAAGCCACAGUCCUUCCACCCUGGGAGUUUGGAAGAGACCAGCACAGCAUCAGCCCAGAUGCUGUGCAAACUCAGCAGUAUGUUUGCUCACAUUCUUUCCACCUUUUCUCAAGGCUUCUUCCUCCUCCUGGGCAGAUGGCUGGCUGUGGUUAGCAGGAUCCGGCAAGGCAGCAGGUGGUGACCAGGCCCCUCACUCCCCUCCCUCAGCUGAAAUCCUUUGUCAUCGCUUGGCUCUGCUCCUCUCUGACUUCUCAGACGACCUGGGUAUACGCUGAGCUACAGCGGGAAUCACGCAUCCCCUAAUUGCAGUCGAUGCCCCUUCUCCGCCCCACCUCCCUGCCCUCCCUUGGGGGCAGCUGUCUGUCUGCGAGCAUGUGGGGAAGCAGUCCCUGGACUCAGCAACCCCACCUCUCCCUGGCCACAACCCACACUCUGAAAUCCUAGUGAGGGUUCAAGUCUAACAGGAUAUUUACCUUUUGCUCAUCGUUCCCUUCCACCCUCCCCCGGUGUCUUAGCUCUGAGUAAGGUCCCAGGUGGCCAUACCUUUCGGGCGAGGUGGGUAGCCUCGGUCGGGUAGCAGCAUCCACGUACCUUUGUCUGGCAGGACUCCCAGCCCAUCCUCACUUAGUGGCAGGUCCUCCUUCCCUGGCUCCUGAGGCCCAGCUUGUUAGCCCCAAGUGCCUGUCUCCACCUCCCCCGUCUCCACUUCGUCUGCCUCGGGCACCUAGCAGCCAGUGGAAGGCAGCCCGAAGUCAAGGCUGGCUCUGCCCGGGCAGCUGCCUGUCCUUCAGCCACUCUGCAUCUCUUCCCGAUGGGGUCAGCCACCUCGUCUCUUCCUGCCUUUUCACCUGGGUCUCGGGCCUGGUAGCAGCCCUGGGGCACAUCAUCUCAGCACCACCAAUUUGUUAGUCCUGUGCAAGUUCUAGAAAUUUCCAGUCCUUAAAACAACAGUCGGUUAUUCUCCUGGGAUCUGUGGAAAGGAGAGUCUUUGGAGGGAGGAUCUGAGCUUCAUUCUCCCUCAGUGAGAGGAAUCAACAAGACAGAUCAUAGUGCCUUAUUCCAUUGCCCUCCCCGCCAGACCGUCUGGCUUAGUACAUGGCUUCUGUCUCCCUAUCCGUGUCCAUCUGUCACUUAAACUCACUCCCAUAUAGAGAUAGCCACAUGGGAGGAUGGCUUCCCCCUGACCUCCCCGUCCCUUCCUCAGCUGUGCUGCGGACAGGUGUGCAUUCCGCCCUCCUCCCCAGCAGGUCCCCGCCUCUUCCCUGCAGCCAGGAGGAUGCACGUCUCUUUCUUCUAGGCCUUCAAGGCCAGCUCCAUCUGACCCCCUCCUGGGCACCGGGACUAAGGCCGCGAACCUUAGCCUCCUCUCAUCCAGAGGCACUGGGUCAAGAGCGGAAUUCUGUCCCCUAACCUGCUGUGAUUCGUGCACCCAUGGCUGCCUUUCUGAGGGAGUGUAUUCAAUGUUUACUUAAGAAAUACUCUGUUUACAGCUGGAGGAGAAAUGUGCCCGUUGCUGGGUGGAGAUCUGACUCUCUGUACGGCUCCUGGCCUCCUUUGUGGCACUGCCCGUGGUGACCCCAGAGCGAAUGAAGGCGAGGGGCAGGGCUGGGGCACAGGCCCCACAACCCCUCUGCCCCUGACCCUGCGGUGCUAAGACCACUUGCCAUCUUCCUCACAGCCUUCAUUCCUCGCCUCUCAUUCCCUUCCUCCAAGAUCUCUCUCCUUAACAUAUCAGUUAUUUCCUAGAAAACCAGUGUUUGGAGCAAUAAGAUAAUUUUCUUUUUUUGGCUUGAGUCUUUUUCUAAAAAAAGGAAAAGAGCAGACAUUGUGGGAUUCUUCUUUCUUUUUCUGCUGUUGCUGUUUACCUUUUUAGAAGACAGAUCUAACUUGGAUGCUUAGCUGGGUUUCAGCCUCAGGGUAUCCUUAGGAAGCUUGGAGAGGUAGGAUCAGGCCUCCACCCCCUAACCCUCUGCUCCUGCCACCCAGGCUCCCAGCCCUGCCCACCAAGUGCGCGCCCACCUUUGCUCCUCUGUGCCAACCUCUCCCUGCCUGUCUUGGCUCUGCCUCUAAGUGGGGCUCUUAGGUUCUUGCCGCUUCCCCAUCCUGGGCCUGGGCAAGGGGCCCAGCCGCUGGAGUCGUCAAGACCUGGUGACCUGAGAAGACCUGAGUUGUGCUGCUCCAGGCUCCAGACCCCUGGCUUGGGGCUGAGGUGCAGCCUUUGGGACAGUGUGGGCCAUUUCUGACCCGGCCCUGCCAGGCUUUGAUGGCUAGGCCUCCUGUUUGGAGAGGAGGCGCUGGGAAUGGAGCACCAGGACGUGUCAUGAGGUUGGCUAAUGUCAGCACACAUAGUUGAGGGCUGAGUCCACUGCCAGUGGCUCCUGGAGUCCCUAAGAUGGGAGGGGGGGACGGUAAACAGGAAGGAGACCCCUGCAUCUUUUUCCCUGAGAGGCUACAGGAGGAAGGGAGUCCAUUUAGGAACAUUUUAAAGAAGUCUUUGUUCUCCAGGUGCCUCUUUCCAUCAGAGCAGGGGAGGAUGUUGGAGUGAUUUGACAUUCGUGUGGGGCCAGCUUGGGUGCGAGGGAGGUUUUAACCCAGGCACAAGGUUAGUUUCAAAGACUAGUUAAUCUAUUUUCUUUAUUUUCUUUUUUUUUGCACAGAAGCUGGUAAUCUAGGACCUACGUGUGAACAACUUUAUAUAUGAAUAUUUUUUGUACUUGGUUUACUUGGGUUGGUAUGAUACAUUAUAUUUAAGUUCCUUGAACACUGUGGAUCCCCCUAAUGUGUAUGAAUGACUGAGGCUUUGUAAAUUAAGGGACGUUUGUGUGAAUAAAGUUAUUUGAUGGGGUCAAAGAAGCCAUAUGUGAUUU
Odocoileus virginianus texanus is the source of this 6108-nucleotide messenger RNA. It is a transcript of the gene STK35, whose product is annotated as serine/threonine kinase 35. The record is from RefSeq and is a predicted model, not a curated record. Gene Ontology annotation, cellular component: nucleus; cytoplasm. Gene Ontology annotation, biological process: protein phosphorylation. Gene Ontology annotation, molecular function: protein kinase activity; ATP binding. NCBI's taxonomy places the organism in Eukaryota, Metazoa, Chordata, Mammalia, Artiodactyla, Cervidae.